Molecule: messenger RNA, 5822 nt
Organism: Ixodes scapularis (black-legged tick)
Lineage: Eukaryota; Metazoa; Arthropoda; Arachnida; Ixodida; Ixodidae
Product: helicase ARIP4
Exons: 20
Coding region: 809-5104 (1431 amino acids)
Cellular component (GO): nucleus
Molecular function (GO): ATP binding; ATP-dependent chromatin remodeler activity; ATP hydrolysis activity
Source: RefSeq, a predicted model, not a curated record
AAUGGGCCGGUGGACGGAGUUCCGAGGUGGGUUUGUAGCGGCGAGCCGAAGUCGCGGCAGCGUGCAAGGCUUCAAGCGUCGCGUUUUCUUUUUCACUGCCUCUCGACACAGUGCCGGAAGAAAGAGCGCUAAUGAACGCGUGCUCCGCUUUGCAUAAAUCGAUAACGAGCUCUCGUCAAAGGAGCUGCCGAUUGGAGACGCCGUGGGACCAGUCAUUCUCCGAGGCAAUUAAACGGCUCGAUCGUACGCACCGCCUUACAAGAAGCAUUCAUUUUGCUCCUUUUCGUCGAGCCCCGGCCGAGUCGAACCUCUUUCAAUCCUGACUGGGAAGCCGACGGCCGCCGCGGACACGGGAGGAGGACUGCGUUGGUCGAACAAGUAAAGAUCCAAAAGCGCGAUGCCAGCGAUGCCUUCCAGAAGUGGGCCAGCGCGGUUCGCCGGGAUCGUGCGGAGAGUGAGCGCGGGCUAAUGGUCGCACCCUGACGAAGCUUCUGGUCGCCGGAGGUCAGCGAACCGGCCGAAAAGGAAACCCACCGUCGAAGACCGCGGGCAGCGAGCCGUCCAGCAGCGAAGCGCCCGGCUGGUUCCCCACCUCGGACCCCCUUCUCUCUUGUCGGCAAGCCUCCGGAAACGGAAACGGAGUGCUGCGAGUGUCGCCAUUUCGUCGGUCCCUUCGUCGCUGAAUGUUUUGUCAACAGUCCCGGAAUCCGAAGGCCCCCAGCUUCUCCGGGUUCCAGCUCCGGGCCCAGCCGGCCUAGCAAUGUGCCCCGUACUCGCUUCCAGACGCCGAGGAUGGCGCUGACGGGGCAUGGACAUCAAGGAGCUGGUGCGGUCGCUGUCGGAUCCUCACUCGGAGAACAUGAAGGCUUGGACCGGGGGCCUGGGACAGCUGGAGAGGCUUCUUGAGAACACGUGCGGCGGCCGAGGCCCCGAGUCUGCGGGCUCGGACAUGUUCCCGGGCUUCCCAAGCACCAGUUCGUCCCAGGCUGUGCCGAGCCCCGCCCCGCUGAACCCAGGUGGCCAGAACCCCAACCCCUGGUUCCACCAGUCGCCUUUUUCCAUGGGCGGGGACAUGCACCCCCCCGCCCCCUCCUCGGGCUCCCCCUACUGGCUGCCGCACCCACAGUACCCGGCGGCCACCAGCGAGCCCCACCAGCCCCGCUACCAGGGCGGCAACGACCUGUACCCGGGCUCGGCCGCACCCUGGUGGCUCGGGGCCUCCGGCACGGGCCUGCCUUCGUCCCAGUACUUUCCGGGUCCCCCGACCGGGCGGGGUGACCACGUGCCCUUCCAGCCGUCCCCGCCGUCCCCGCAGAAGGGCGGUGGUUACCUGCAGCACUCCCUGGCGGGGCCGCCGGCCAAUCAGCAGCACCCGCUUGCGGGGCCCCCAACCAAUCAGUCGCACCUGCAGCCUCCCGAGCAGCCGGCGCCCAUGGGGCUGCACCAGCGGACUCUUCCCUCGUCGUCCCCCCUUUUGGGAACCGGCAUGGGGCUCUCCGGGCAGACGGCGUUCAGGGGGCAGGAGGCGGGCUCGGCGGGGCCCAUGGUCCCCCAGGGGGCUCCGCCUCAGCAGCAGCACUUUGGGCAGGAGCAGGGCCGGUACGAGGCCCCGCCCCCUCAGGCCCCGCAGGCGGGGUUCCGGGCGGAGGGUGGGGCUUGGCCCCCCCAGGAGGCGCCGCCCUCGGCCAAGCGCCCUAAGGCAGAGGAGGAGCCCAAGCCCGAGGAGAAGGCGUCCUCCUCGGGUACCUCCAAUGAGGGUACACCCCGCAAGAAGGGGCGCCGCAAGAGGGAUGAAGCCAAGAAGAAGAAGCACGAGGUGCCCCUCGACCCCAAGAAGGGCCUGCAGCGCAAGAAUAUCCGGGACAUCAAGAACGAGAUGGAGCUGGACGAGGUGACGCUGAAUGCGCAGAAGGAGGAGCAGGAGCGCAUGAAGCGGCUGCAGGAAGCCCGGCUGCGGGCCCUGCAGCAGCAGGGGAGCCACCUGGGGCCCAUUGCCCUGGGUAGCUCCAGCUCCAGCUCGAGCAGCGACAGCAGCAGCGACGAGGCCGACGACAGCUCCGACGACGACGUGGACGUGCCGCCCCUGCCACCGGGCGACGUGAUCGACAUCUCGUCGUCGGACGAGGGCAAGCUUCCCCAGGAGGAGGAGGAUGACGAUGUGGUGAUGGUGGUGAGCGAUGAGGGCGAGGAGGAGGAGAAGGCGGAGGAGCUGGGGGGUGACGGCUCGCAUGUCAACGACGCCCUCAACCAGCCAGACCCCCUCGGCAGGGUGCUGGUGAACGUGGGCCACCCGCCCGAAGACCCCGAUGUCUUCCUCGCGCCCCAGCUGGCGCCCCUCGUCAAGCCGCACCAGAUUGGCGGCAUCCGCUUCCUGUUCGACAACGUGGUGGAGAGCGUGGGGCGCUUCGACACCUCGAGCGGCUUUGGCUGCAUCCUGGCGCACAGCAUGGGCCUGGGCAAGACGCUGCAGGUGGUGUCCUUUGUGGACGUGCUGCUGCGCCACACGGGGGCCAAGAAGGUGCUCUGCAUCACUCCCAUCAACACCAUCCAGAACUGGCUGGCCGAGUUCGACAAAUGGGUGCCCGCCCCCGAGGUGGCCCCAACCUCGGUGCGGCCCCGCUCCUACCAUGUCUACCUCCUCAACGACAUGUACCGCUCCACCCCCGCCAGGGCGGACCUCAUACUGGACUGGCACAACAAGGGCGGGGUUCUGCUCAUGGGCUACGAGAUGUACCGCAUGCUGGCCCUCAAGAAGGUGUCGCGCCCCAGCAAGCGGCGGAGGCGCAAGGAGGAGCCCGAGGACGACUCCCGCCACUCCCAGCUGCUCCAGGACGUCUACCAGGCCCUGGUGAACCCCGGCCCAGACUUGGUGAUCUGCGACGAAGGCCACCGCAUCAAGAACUGCAACGCUAGCACCUCGGCCGCACUCAAGAGCAUUCGCACCAAGCGGCGCAUUGUGCUGACGGGCUACCCGCUGCAGAACAACCUGCUGGAGUACUGGUGCAUGGUGGACUUUGUGCGUCCCUCGUACCUGGGCACCCGGUCGGAGUUCUGCAACAUGUUUGAGCGUCCCAUCCAGAACGGCCAGUGCCUGGACAGCACCCCCAAGGACCGGCAGCUCAUGCGCUUCAGGGCCCACGUGCUGCACAGCCUGCUCCAGGGAUUCGUGCAGAGGCGCGGGCAUGCGGUGCUGCGUGACGCCCUUCCCCGCAAGGAGGAGCACGUGCUGCUCAUCCGCAUGACCCCGAUCCAGCGCACCCUCUACCGGGAGUUUGUCAAGGAGUUCCUGCACAACUACCGGGCCACCAACCCGCUCAAGUUCUUCGCCGUCUGUUGCAAGGUGUGGAACCACCCGGACAUCCUGUUCCACCUGGUGCAGGACAAGAAGAGCGAGGGCGCCUUGGACAUCGACCUGGACAUUGACCUUCUGGCACCCCCGGGGUCCAAGGACCCCAUGGGCACGCGUGGCACUGGCCAGCCAGGGGUGGACCCCUCGGACAACCCAUACCCAUUUGCGGCAGAGACCAGCGGGAUGUGUGCAAGGGCCCCCAAAUACCCCCCGGAACCGGCCGCCUUCCGGGAGAAGUCAGACAACAACAUCAGCUACGAAUGGGCGUACCCACUGCUGGAGCAGUAUCAGCCAGACCAGCUAGAGAACAGCCACAAGUUCCUGGUGCUCAUGACCAUCCUGGAGCAGACGCUGGGGGUGGGCGACAAGCUGCUGGUGUUCAGCCAGUCCCUGUCCACCCUGGACCUGGUGGAGCGCUUCCUGGGGCAGCGGGAGGUGCCCCUAAGGCCAGGCCUGCCCCACGGGGACAAGUGGGCCAGGGGACGCAACUAUUUCCGCUUGGACGGCAGCACGUCGGCCCAGGAGCGCGAGAAACUGAUCAACGAGUACAACGCCAACGCGGGGGUGAGCCUGUUCCUGCUGUCGACGCGGGCGGGCUGCCUGGGCAUCAACCUGACGGGGGCCAACCGCAUCGUGGUGCUGGACGCCUCGUGGAACCCCUGCCACGACGCCCAGGCCGUGUGCCGCAUCUACCGCUACGGCCAGGCCAAGCCGUGCCACAUCUACCGCCUGGUGUGCGACAACUGCCUCGAGAAGCGCAUCUACGACCGGCAAGUCAACAAGCAGGGCAUGUCCGACCGCGUGGUGGACGAGAUGAACCCAGAGGCGAACCUGACCUGGAAGGACGUGAGCACGCUUGUCCAGGACAAUGAGGACGACCCUCCUGUGCAGGACCUUUCCGCCUCGGCUGGGGGAUACUCAGACUCCGUGCUGCGCACCCUCUCCGUCGAGUACUCCCAGUGCCUCACCAAGGAGCCCUUUGAGCACGAGUCCCUGCUGCUGGACCGCAAGGACCUGAAGCUGACCAAGUUCGAGAAGCGACUCGCCAAGCAGAGCUACGAGCUGGAGAAGAGGGCCACGCUGCACGGCGGACGCAGCUACGUGCACAGCGCCGCCUACACCAACGGGUACCAGGGCUGGCAGAACCGGCAGCAGGGCAACGUGACGUUUGUGGGGCCCGCCCAGACUACGCCGUCGCCCUUACAGCCGGCCUCCAACGGGGACAUGCCCAUCUGGGGCAGCCCCAACGUGAUGCAGUCGCUGCUGCGCCAGGGCAUGACCGUGCAGCGCAUGCGCGUGCCCGCAAAGGUGACCAUCCCGCUGAACAACUCCGCGGACCCCCCCGUGGAAAUCCCUCCGGGCACGGAGAUCCUGGUGAUGAAGACCCCCAAGGGGGUCUACCUGAGGAUUCCCGACGGACGCAUCAUCGCCGUCCGCAUCCCCGGGAUCGGAGAGGCCGGCCCGCAGUCGAGUGAGGGCACCAGUGCUGGCGCUGCAGCCCACUCAGGAAACAAGCAGAGUUUUGGGAUCGUGCAGCCCUCGCUGCAGUGCGGUGGCCGAGUGCAGCUGUCGGGGGCGGCCGGGGCGGCGUGCCAGAGCAGGGCGGCUCCCGAGGUGAUCAACCUGGACGACGACAGCGACCUGCCGGACGAGGACUCGAGCGAGGAGGAAGGGGCACCCCCGCCGGCUAACAAUGGGGCGGCCGCCAAGACCCCGUCGCCCCCCCUGGUGCAGGAGGGACCGCUGGCCGUGUGACGACGGCCCCCGUAAGGAUCUGUGCCGGGCCAAGAGCUCCCGGCACGCCACUGGGGCACUUGUGCCGACGGGGCGUCAGUGCUGGCGGGGCACUUGCACCGACGGGGCAUCAGUGCUGGAAGGGCACUUGCGCCGAUGGGGCAUCAGUGCUGACGGGGCACUUGCGCCGAUGGGGCGCUAGUGCUGGCAAAGCACUGACGUCGACGUGGCUCCAACGACAACGCAGCUCCAACGCCGACGCGGCGCCAGUGCCGACAGGGCACAGACAUCGACGGGGCACCGACAGCCGGCUGCAUCAAUGCCAACCUGGUGCCGUCUCACACCGGCAGAUGUAGGACAGCGGCCAACGGCGGACUUUGCCCUGCGUCUGCCAGCGGAGGACGUCCACCGGUGGUUGCGGAGGACCGGGGGACAUUUUUCGCAGAGUGUGGAAGACCCCGACGGGCGACGCGGAGGCGAUGUGCGCAGCUGUGUGCAGUGGACCGGUGUGCCAGUGCUGUGGCAGUAUUUAUUUCGGGACCCUAGGGACAAUUAUACCGGCAGGCAUGCCGCCGAUUCCAAGACUCGAGGUGGGGGGACGCAGCGUGUGGGUAGGGUGCCACCAGUAUUUAUUUGUCUCGCGUGGCUGCAAAGAAGGCAGCCUAGACCUUCAACAUUCCCUCAAUCCCCUCGUCCCCUGUGACUUUGAUGACAUUAAACAUUUUUUUUUUCAUUUGGA